This is a messenger RNA of Branchiostoma belcheri (Belcher's lancelet), 1760 nucleotides long. Its product is annotated as probable asparagine--tRNA ligase, mitochondrial. Gene Ontology annotation, cellular component: mitochondrion. The transcript has 14 exons. Gene Ontology annotation, biological process: asparaginyl-tRNA aminoacylation. NCBI's taxonomy places the organism in Eukaryota, Metazoa, Chordata, Leptocardii, Amphioxiformes, Branchiostomatidae. Gene Ontology annotation, molecular function: asparagine-tRNA ligase activity; ATP binding; nucleic acid binding. Bases 135 to 1589 code for a protein of 484 amino acids. The record is from RefSeq and is a predicted model, not a curated record.
UAAAACAUCACAAAUACUUCAUCUUUGAGUCUAAAAUGAAGUAAAUGUGACUGUUUUUCGGAAAAUUCGUGUUUUAUGUAUUUUACGACAUGCCGGAAAGCAGACUGGUACAGUGAGUGCUAAGCAGAUGAAAGAUGUGGUCUUGCCGACUGAGAAGUUCACUUUCGGUCAACUUCAGACACUUACGGAAAUGUACAACGUACACCAAGGCCAGUCGGAUAUGGGAAGUCCUCUCGACGAAGCCUCCAGAAAACGGGGUGCCUUUAAAACUGCAGGGCUGGGUACGGUCUAUCCGGUCACAGAAGGAGGUCCUGUUCCUACACCUGAAUGACGGCAGCUGCCUGGCAAACCUGCAGGUGGUGGGCACACCUGACAUGGGCAACAGUGACCUGUCGUUCGGCAGUGCUGUACUUGUAGAGGGGAGACUCUUCCCAAGUUCCCACCCAGGCCAGGAUGUAGAGCUGCAUGCAGACAGACUGGAGGUUUUAGGUCCGUGUAAUGCAAAGGAAUUCCCCUUCAAAGCGAAGAAGAGGCACACCAUGGAGUACACCAGACAGUUCCCCCAUCUCAGGGCCAGGACCAACUCUUUUGCAGCCCUGCUCAGAAUACGGAGCCAAGCAACCAGUGCAAUCCACAAGUUUUUCCAGGAUCAGGGGUACAUUGAAGUCCAUACUCCUGUCAUCAGUUCCAAUGAUUGUGAAGGUGCUGGGGAACUGUUCCAGGUUGAGCCAGCCAGCAGCACAGUACUGAGGGAGCUAUCAGAGGCAAGUGGCAAGGAGACCAAACAUUUCUUUGAUGUCCCAGCAUUCCUCACUGUAUCAGGACAGCUGCAGCUGGAGGUUAUGGCCAGUGCCCUGUCCAGGGUGUACGUGUUCGGUCCCACGUUUCGAGCUGAGAAGUCUCUGGGAAGGAGACACCUGUCUGAGUUCUACAUGGUGGAGGCAGAGUUAGCCUUCACACAGCAACAGGAGGAUGUCAUGGAGGUGAUAGAGAGGAUGGUGAAACAGCCCACCGAGCAGAUCCUAGCCUCCUGUCCUGAAGACCUGCAUCUGUUCUACAAGUUUGUCUCUCCAGGACACAGGGAGAUUGUGGAGAAAAUACUGACAUCAAGAUUUAUCAGGAUGACCUACACAGAAGCGAUUGAAACUUUAAGGAAUCAUUCAGAAAACUUUCAGUUCAAGCCUGAGUGGGGUCGUGACCUGCAGAAAGAACACGAGCGCCACCUAGUGAGGCACUGUGGAGGUGUACCUGUGUUUGUGACAGAUUUCCCCAGGGAUCUCAAGCCCUUCUAUGCUAGAGACAACGAUGAUGAUAAAACUGUUGCAGCAUUUGACCUUUUGGUACCUGAGGUUGGGGAGCUGUUUGGAGGCAGUCUGAGAGAAGAACGACUGGAAACAUUACAGGACAGACUAGACAGGCUAGGCUUGUCCAACAGCUACCAAUGGUACCUGGACCUGAGAAGAUACGGCUCUGUUCCACACGGAGGCUUUGGGAUGGGUUUUGAGCGGUACCUGCAGUGCAUUCUGGGAGUUCCCCACAUCCGUGAUGUCAUCCCCUUCCCACGAUUCCCACACUCCUGUAGAAUGUGACACGUGCAAUGUUUUUCUGCAUUAUUUCUUCCUUUUGAAGGUUUGGGUGUGAAGCCCUUACUUAACUUCAGAAUACAGUUUUAUACAGUUUUAUUAUUUUGUGUGUGGGAAUGUUUCUGGACAUCAUAACUUGAGAAAUUGUGGAAGGAUCUCUAUUGAUGAUAUCUAGUA